AUGACACAUGUGGCCUGGAAGGACUCGGUCAAGGCAAGCUGCGGUGUAGUCUGCGCUGAAAACUCGAACAGGUGUUCGUCGUCCCCAUGUCUGCAUGGAGCGACCUGCACGGACACUUCGGAUGACUACGUGUGCAUCUGCCCCACCGAGACGGUCCUGUACAUGGGGAAGGACUGCGAGAGGCUGUAUGACGGGUGUGCCUUCGCCGGCUGCCCAAACUGCACCAGCACCCCGGGCACCACAGAGUUCACCUGCUUCUGCCCGGAGGGGUACUCCGGCAAAAACUGCACGCUCGCCGCCGACCCGUGCGAGAGCAGCCCCUGCAGCGGGGUCAGGACGCAGUGCGUCGCCACCGACGACGGCGGUUACACCUGCGUCUGCCCCGGCGGCUACAGCGGGGAGGAGUGCGAGACCCCCUCCCAGUGGGGGUGUUCGGGGGACCCCUGCCUAAACAACGGAACCUGCGUGGGGCUGCCGGGCGGGUUCCGCUGCGAGUGUGGCCCGGGGUACCGGGGGGAGCGCUGCGAGGAGGACGUGGACGAGUGCGGCUCUCAGCCCUGCCAGAACGGCGCCAUCUGCAUGGACGGCGUGAACUCCUACCUGUGCUUCUGCGUGCCGGGUUUCCAGGGCUACCACUGCGAGAUCGACAUCAACGAGUGCGCCUCCAGGCCCUGCGAGAACAACGGCACCUGCAUCAACGGGAAGGACCGGUACCACUGCGAGUGCCUGCUGGGAUAUAUGGGGGUGAACUGUGAGGUGGAGAUCGAUGAGUGCGAAUCCAACCCCUGUAAACACGGAGCCACCUGCCACGACCAUGUGGGCCUGUACACCUGCCAGUGCCCGCUCGGGUUCGAGGGCCUCAACUGUGAGAUCGACAUCGACGAGUGCGCCAGCGCCCCCUGCCUCAACGAGGGCACCUGCAACGACCUGGUGGACAGCUACGAGUGUGACUGCAGCGAUACAGGGUUCAUGGGAGAUUCCUGCGAGGUGGACAUCCCUGAGUGUGCUUCGAACCCGUGCCAGAACAACGCCACCUGCCAGGAGGGAGUCAAGUCCUACACCUGCCUCUGCUGGCCUGGUUAUAUGGGCGACCACUGCGAGGUGGACAUCGACGAGUGUGCGGAGGAGCCCUGCGAAAACGGGGGCACUUGCUUUGAGCGCUCGGACGUGGCGCACUACGGCACUCUGCCCAAACUGGACGGAGAUUUCAGCUACGCCGACGCGGCGGGGUACCUGUGCGAGUGCCUAAUUGGAUUCACAGGAGAGAACUGUUCCAUUAACAUCGAUGAGUGCGAGUCCGCGCCCUGUCAGAACGGAGCAAGCUGCGAGGAUCUGGUCAACGCCUACAAGUGCGCCUGCCUACCUGGGUUCACAGGUACGCACUGUGAGGUGGAGGUGGACGAGUGCGAGAGCCACCCCUGUCAGAACGGGGCGCUGUGUGAGGACGGCAUCGCCGACUACACCUGCCACUGUCCUGCGGUGGAGCCGGGCGAGGUGCCGUGGGGCGGCCGCAACUGCGACGUUCGGCUGGUGGGCUGCCAGGACCACCAGUGUGAGAACGGCGCCACCUGCUGGCCUCACUUUUCGGAGGGCGAGCAUGGGUACAGCUGCCUCUGCCCUCCCGGGUUCUAUGACGAGCACUGCAGCACCCCCACCACCUUCUCCUUCUCCGUCCCCGGCUUCUUCGUCGUCCAGGCCCCCGGCGCCAACCAGACCUCUGCCGGGCCCGCCAUCAAACUGCGCUUCCGAACCACACUGCCCGAUGCAGUCCUGCUCUAUAGAGGGGGAAACGGCAGCUACCUCACCCUGGAGCUCGUGGGGGGCCGCCUGCAGGCCAAAGCCGGCUCAGAGGGCGUGGUCCUGCGGGCGGGGUUUUCGGGCGCGGUGAACGACGGGGACUGGCGUGAGGUCAGUGUGGCAUUGGGCGAGACGCUGGCGCUGGUGCUGAAAGGGGCGGGCUGUGACGGCGAGGGCUGCCUGGUCAGCGACGGUCGCCGUGAUGUCCGCCCCGCGCACACGCACUCUCUCACGCGCGUGGCGGUGGGCGGAGCCCCGGCGGAGUACCUGCACAACACGGACAGCGGGAGAUGGUUCCUGGGCUGCAUGGAGGACCUGCUGGUCGACUCCCAGCCGGUCCUGCCCCAGCGCCUCACCCCACCCCAGGCCCCGGGGCUGGAGCUGGGCUGCAGAAAGACGGAGUGGUGCCUCCCAGACCCCUGCUCCACCCGGGGGCUCUGUGUGGACCUGUGGAACAGCUUCAGGUGCGACUGCCACCGUCCCUUCCACGGGACCAACUGCACAGAGGAGUAUCGCUCCUGGACAUUCGGCAAGGAGAACAGCGUGAGCUACGCCUCGUAUGAGAUCCGGGCCGGUCACAGAGAGAACUUCAGCGUAUCUUUCUUCCUGCGCUCGCUCAAAGAGGACGGCCUGAUCGUCCAGCUGAGGCGGCGGGGGGGGGAGGCCUACCUCACGGUGUACCUGCAGACGGGCCGGGUGACGGUGGGCACACCCUGGGCCACGCCCGCCUCGGCCCCAGUCACCGUCACCACCGGGGAGAGGACGCUGCUGACAGUGGAGUUCUGGAAUGGCAAUGCGGCUCUCAGGGGCCCCGACGGGCUCCACCAGCUGCCGGGGAUCGGCACGGUGACGGUGGAGGAGGGGGACGAGGUGUACGUGGGAGGCCUGCCCGAGGGGGUCGACACGGCACCCUGGGGGGGCCACUUCAAGGGCUGCCUGCAGGACCUGCGUCUGGACAGGGUGCUUCUGGACAUGCAGGGGGGGGCGGCGGGGAACGCCUCCGUGGACAGACGCUACGCUCCCAGCACGGUGUCCAACGUGUGGCCGGACUGCGUCAGUGACGAUGCCUGCCAGGGGGAGCCAUGCCAAAACGGAGGCGAGUGCACGGUCACCUGGAACGACUUCGUGUGCGAGUGUCCCCGCAACUUCACGGGGAAGACGUGCGAGACCAGGGUGUGGUGCGUCAGCGACCCCUGCGUCAUGGGCACCCGCUGCGUGGACCUGCCCGACGGAUAUGAGUGCCACACCAACGCCACGUUCGAGGACAACGCUCUGCAGUUCGGGGCCAACGGCUCCCUGGUCGCCCCGGUAACCAGCGUCUCCAUGGAGCUGCGGACGCGCGAGGAGAACGGCGUGCUGCUGCGGGCCUCCCGCGGAUCCGAGAUGCUCUGCGUGGGCCUGCUCAACUCCACCGUGCUGGUGAAGAUCCGCAGCGGGGACGGGCCGGAGGUGCUGGCCUUCACCAGCCGCCAGCCUGUCUCCGAUGGCGACUGGCACCGGCUGGAGGUUGCCAUGGCGGAGCCGCCGGCGCAGCGGCAGCAGGGCAUGGCUCGUUGGGCGGUGACGGUGGACGGGCAGAACGGUGGCGCCAGCCUGGGUACCGCCGGCAGCCUCAACUUCCUCAACGAGUCGGUGGUGUGGCUGGCGGAGAACUACACAGGCUGCCUGGGGGAGGUGCGGGUCGGGGGGGUGCUCCUGCCCUUUGUCCGCGACCCUGAACCCCCCCAGCAGGCGCGGUUCCUCCAGCAGGGGGGCGAGGAGGCGCGAGUGGGGUGCGAGGGCUCGCCCGUCUGCCUCUCCCAGCCCUGCCUGAACGGCGGCACCUGCGAGGACCUCUUCCACCAGUUCAGCUGCUCGUGCGCAGCCGGGUGGGAGGGGCCUCUCUGCCAGGACGACGCGGACGACUGCGCCUCCUCUCCCUGCGUCCGCGGCACCUGCAGCGACCGGCUGGCCGACUUCCACUGCGACUGCCCCUCGGGGUACAGCGGCAAGGAGUGCGCCCACGACCUGGACGAGUGCCAGGGCCACGCCUGCCAGAACGGGGGCACCUGCCUGGAUGGGGUGGCCAGCUACACCUGCGCGUGCCCCCCGAACUUCACUGGCCCCUUCUGCCAGUGGAGUUUCCCGCCUCUGCGGUGCAACGAGGACCUGCAGUGUGUAAAUGGGGGCGUCUGCAGCGAAGGGAUCUGGGGGGCUAACUGCUCCUGCAUACCUGGCUUCACAGGGGACAGGUGUGAGGCAGAGGUGGAUGAGUGCGAUUCAAACCCAUGCCAGAACGGCGGCUCCUGUAUCGACCGGCUCAACAAGUUCCAGUGCGUGUGCCCCCCCGGGUUCAUGGGUCCUCGCUGUGAGAACAGCAAACAGGAGCACAAGGAGAGGGUUCCGCUGCUGGUGGUGGCCAUCCCCCUGGCCUGCUGCUGUGUGCUACUGGCCGUCAUCGGCCUGACCUUCAUGGUGAUGACGGCGCGGAAGAAGAGGCAGUCUGAGGGCACCUACAGCCCCAGCCAGCAGGAGGUGGCAGGGGCGCGGCUGGAGAUGGACAGUGUGCUGAAGGUGCCCCCCGAGGAACGGCUGAUCUGA
Megalops cyprinoides (Indo-Pacific tarpon) is the source of this 4377-nucleotide messenger RNA. Its product is annotated as protein crumbs homolog 2-like. Gene Ontology annotation, biological process: establishment or maintenance of epithelial cell apical/basal polarity; heterophilic cell-cell adhesion. Gene Ontology annotation, molecular function: calcium ion binding. The coding region runs from base 1 to 4377 and encodes 1458 amino acids. NCBI's taxonomy places the organism in Eukaryota, Metazoa, Chordata, Actinopteri, Elopiformes, Megalopidae. The transcript is spliced from 13 exons. Gene Ontology annotation, cellular component: plasma membrane; protein-containing complex. The record is from RefSeq and is a predicted model, not a curated record.